Messenger RNA from Prorocentrum cordatum, 594 nucleotides. Lineage: Eukaryota; Dinophyceae; Prorocentrales; Prorocentraceae. The record is from the annotation of a GenBank genome assembly.
AUGCUGGGAACUUGCUGUUCACGAUCGGCAAUUUUAUGGAGGACCAUUAUUGAGUGGCGCCCGCCGGGGGCCCUCGGCGGCGACGCCCGGGCGGCGCUGCUCGCCGAGGUUGCCGAGCUGGAGCAGUCGGGCAGGCUGUCCCGCCGCCGGGCCGGCACCUCCGCGGCGGCGAAGGAGCGCGACGACAGGAUCUGUUGGCUGGAGGGCGGCGCGCGCCGGCAGCCCCUGCUCGGCAGCCUGGCGCUGCAGCUGGGGGAAAUUGCGGCCCGCCUGUUCCCAGGGCAGAGGCCCCUGCUGCGGCCGCGGAGGGCCAUGCUCGCGGUGUACGACGGCGGCGGCGCGAGGUAUGUGCGGCACCGGGACAACGAGCUCGAGCAGGGCCGCUGGAUGAACUUCCGCUCCGUCACGGCCAUCUGCUAUCAGCGGGGCGCUUCGUCGCGGGCGGCGGCUGCGGCGGCGGGCUGCGCGCCUUCGGCGCAGACUCGGAGGACCAGGUCGAGGUGUUGCCGAACUUUGGCCAGGAUCUGGUGUUUUUCGACUCCCGGCGGGUGCCCCACGAGGUGUUGCCCACCUACCAGCGGCGGGCGGCCCUGA